Molecule: messenger RNA, 1333 nt
Organism: Nymphaea colorata (pocket water lily)
Lineage: Eukaryota; Viridiplantae; Streptophyta; Magnoliopsida; Nymphaeales; Nymphaeaceae
Product: dof zinc finger protein DOF1.2-like
Exons: 2
Coding region: 5-1021 (338 amino acids)
Biological process (GO): regulation of DNA-templated transcription
Molecular function (GO): DNA binding; DNA-binding transcription factor activity
Source: RefSeq, a predicted model, not a curated record
CCCUAUGUCAUUUGCAUGCACACUCCUCCAAAGCAAACCCCUCUCUCUCUCUCUAAAAUACUUUUAUUUCCAUCCGUUGGUGAUCAUCGCUCACCUGUUCCUCUUCCUGCCACCUUUCCUGAAAUCACAGGAGGUUGAUCCUAAUAGAUGCAGUGAGUUAACGAUGUUCGGCUCAGGGCAGAAGACAGCACCAUAUUUCCAAAGGCCGUUGACGGAGAAAGUAUGGAGACCCAACACAGAGGUGGCUCCGAACUGCCCGAGGUGUGAGUCCACCAACACGAAAUUCUGCUACUAUAACAACUACAGCCUCACCCAGCCCCGCUACUUCUGUAAGACCUGCCGAAGGUACUGGACCAAGGGAGGUUCCCUGAGGAAUGUCCCCGUUGGUGGUGGCUGCAGGAAGAACAGGAGGGGAAAGUCCACAAGGGGUUCCAGUGAUCGUGAUCUGAAUUCCUUAGAUUCGAGCAGUUUAUCAUCCGAUUCUGAUCCCUCCAGGAACUGCGGCCGUCCCCAAGGCGAGGCCAGCAGCGACGGAGCACCAGAUAUUGAUCUAGCCGUUGUCUAUGAGAAAUUCAUGUCGCAGCAACCAGAGGCUCUCAAUUUUGAUCAGACUCAGCCUGGACAAUCACAAACCAGUUCAGCAAUAUUGCUGCCAGAUGUUUCUCCGCAGUUUGGUUCGAGUUUUGAGAUCGGAAUCGAUCGCAAUAUGUCCAAUUUUGGUGCAGCUCAGGCCAACAGUGAGGUGGGUGCACAAUUCCAGAGGUUCUGUGGUCAGGAUGCAGUGAGGGAGCUGGGUGAUGUGUUUCACGAAUUCAGAGAGGAAGAAUUCUAUGGUUCUACGGGGUUCGAGUGUGAUUUGGGUCUUCAAGAAAUUGUUGAUCCAGCAAUUCCAAGUUCUAGUUGGCAGCAGCAAAUCGUGGAAGAGCCUCCAAGAGCAGAACAUUUUAAUUUCUGCCCAGAUUAUUUUGUGCCCAACUGCUGGAGCUCCACUGAUCUGCAGAGUUAUGGGUCUUUGUAUUAGAUCUGAAAACUAUAGAAUAAUAAUCAAGAAGCAAGACAAAUAAACGUCUGUAAAAAAUUAUAGUCUUGAUUUGCAUUUUCACAACAAUAAAUAUAAUGCAUGAAUUUAUAGAAAAGGCGCUUGCUUAUGAGCAUGGCACUUGCAUUCAUGAGGGAUUUGUUGUAUGAUGCCUUCAUCAUUCCUUUUUUUUUUUUCCGUUUUACCAAUUUUUUUACUGCCUCCAAGUCUGCAAACGCUCGUGUGCCUGUUUUAGAAUGUAAGGAUUGAUGAAUGUACACACACACAUAUAGUCAUGAGUUUCGUGUUUCCUCC